Messenger RNA from Peromyscus leucopus (white-footed mouse), 1913 nucleotides. RefSeq names its product CDP-diacylglycerol synthase 1 (gene Cds1). Lineage: Eukaryota; Metazoa; Chordata; Mammalia; Rodentia; Cricetidae. The record is from RefSeq and is a predicted model, not a curated record. Gene Ontology annotation, cellular component: endoplasmic reticulum membrane. Gene Ontology annotation, molecular function: phosphatidate cytidylyltransferase activity.
CGGCGGCGGCCUCGAGCGCUCGCUCGUUGAUGCCGUUCUCGGGGUGACCCGGCGCGGCUCCGCGGUGGCGGGGCGCUAGACGACGCCAGCCCAGCGACGCGGGAGCGGGACAUGCUGGAGCUGCGGCACCGCGGGGGCUGCCCCGGCCCCGGGGGAGCGGGGACGCCGCCACCCCGCGAGGGAGAGGCGGCCGGCGGACACGAAACCGAGAGCACCAGCGACAAAGAAACAGAUAUUGAUGACAGGUAUGGAGAUCUCGAUGCCAGGGGAGAUUCUGAUGUUCCCGAGAUCCCACCGGCCUCAGACAGGACCCCCGAGAUCCUCAAGAAAGCCCUGUCUGGACUCUCUUCAAGGUGGAAGAACUGGUGGGUCCGGGGGAUCCUCACCCUCACCAUGAUCUCCCUCUUUUUCCUGAUCAUCUAUAUGGGGUCCUUCAUGCUGAUGCUUCUGGUUCUGGGCAUCCAAGUGAAAUGCUUCCACGAGAUCAUCACCAUUGGGUACAGAGUCUACCAUUCCUAUGACCUUCCGUGGUUUAGAACACUGAGUUGGUACUUCCUCCUGUGUGUGAACUACUUCUUCUAUGGAGAGACGGUGGCGGAUUACUUUGCUACGUUUGUUCAGAGGGAGGAGCAGCUGCAGUUCCUCAUUCGCUACCACAGGUUCAUAUCCUUCGCCCUCUACCUGGCAGGUUUCUGCAUGUUUGUGCUGAGCUUGGUGAAGAAACACUACCGCCUGCAGUUUUACAUGUUCGCAUGGACCCAUGUCACUUUACUGAUAACCGUUACUCAGUCACAUCUUGUCAUCCAAAAUCUGUUUGAAGGCAUGAUAUGGUUCCUUGUUCCAAUAUCAAGUGUCAUCUGCAAUGACAUCACUGCUUACCUCUUCGGAUUUUUUUUUGGAAGAACUCCUUUAAUUAAGCUAUCUCCCAAGAAGACCUGGGAAGGAUUCAUUGGCGGUUUCUUCUCCACAGUCAUAUUUGGAUUCAUUGCUGCCUACGUGUUGUCCAAAUACCAGUACUUUGUGUGCCCAGUGGAAUACCGAAGCGACGUCAACUCUUUCGUGACAGAAUGUGAGCCCUCAGAACUCUUCCAACUUCAGAGUUACUCCCUCCCUCCGUUCCUGAAGGCGGUGUUGAGACGGGACACCGUGAGCUUGUAUCCCUUCCAGAUACACAGCGUUGCUCUCUCAACGUUUGCCUCACUGAUUGGCCCAUUUGGAGGCUUCUUCGCCAGUGGAUUCAAAAGAGCUUUCAAAAUCAAGGACUUUGCAAACACCAUUCCCGGACAUGGCGGGAUAAUGGACAGGUUCGAUUGUCAGUAUCUGAUGGCCACGUUCGUGCAUGUGUACAUCACAAGCUUCAUAAGGGGUCCGAAUCCCAGCAAGGUCCUCCAGCAGCUGCUGGUGCUUCAACCAGAACAGCAGUUAAACAUCUACAGAACCCUGAAGACUCAUCUCACUGAGAAAGGAAUCUUGCAGCCCACCUUGAAGGUGUAGCUGCCCGGAGAGGAUGGACUGCCAAGGAGGAGCUGGCCCAGCAGCUCUGAAGUCUUGCACUGAGCCGGCGUGGGGCUAAAAACUUGACAGAUGCAGGUUUUACAGAUGCGAAGGUUUCUUUCUCUGAAAUUACUGUGAAUAUUUAACAAACACGUGAUCUAAGUGAUGAGUGCAUAGCAGGCAUCCGCCCUUGAAAGCUACUAGACUUUUCUCAGAUGGAUUUUCCAAUGUUAACUUCUCUGCCCUCACUUGCUGGGCUCCAUAAUUUAGGACACUUGUGUUUUAAAGAGUCAAAGACUAUAAAUUGAGGCCCUCUUAGGGUUGUGCCCGGCAGUGUGGUCUUUUGCACAGACAUUGACCUUUGCACUGGGGACUGCCUCUCCGUGGCCGGAUGCUUGCUGCAGGCACAAGGGAGCCAG